UUAGCUUUAUCACAAGUGGGGAUUAAUUUAGGCUGGAGGCCUUUUAGUUCUUGAGCUGAUUUCUACAUCUUGUGUAAAUAAUGUGGAUGGAGCUUUGAAGUUAUGACUGCCCUAUUCUUUACCUUUAAAAAAUGUGACUGCUCCUAAAAUUCUGUUGUAACCACACUUAGUAAUCUAGUAUUGUAUGUGUCCGGGAUCAGUUUUAUUGAGAUCAUCUUAUAAGAACAACAUCAAAUUCUUCUAACAAUAGUUUGCCCCAUCCCCUACCGGGAAAUCUAAGUUCAUUUCAAGGCAUUCGAAAUGGGGAAAGACUAUUAUUACAUUUUGGGAAUUGAAAAAGGAGCUUCAGAUGAAGAUAUUAAAAAAGCUUACCGAAAACAAGCACUCAAAUUUCAUCCGGACAAGAACAAAUCUCCUCAAGCAGAGGAAAAAUUUAAAGAGGUCGCAGAAGCUUAUGAAGUAUUGAGUGAUCCUAAAAAGAGAGAAAUAUAUGAUCAGUUUGGGGAGGAAGGGUUGAAAGGAGGAGCAGGAGGUACUGAUGGACAAGGAGGUACCUUCCGGUACACCUUUCACGGUGACCCUCAUGCCACAUUUGCAGCAUUCUUUGGAGGUUCCAAUCCCUUUGAAAUUUUCUUUGGAAGACGGAUGCCUGGUGGUAGAGAUUCUGAUGAAAUGGAAGUAGAUGGAGAUCCUUUUACUGCCUUUGGAUUCAGCAUGAAUGGAUAUCCAAGAGACAGGAAUUCUGUGGGACCAUCCCGCAUUAAACAAGAUCCUCCAGUUAUUCAUGAACUUAGAGUAUCACUUGAAGAAAUAUAUAGUGGUUGUACCAAACGGAUGAAGAUUUCUCGAAAAAGGUUAAAUCCUGAUGGAAGGAGUUAUAGAUCUGAGGACAAAAUUCUCACCAUCGAGAUUAAGAAAGGGUGGAAAGAAGGCACCAAAAUUACUUUUCCAAGGGAAGGAGAUGAAACGCCAACUAGUAUUCCAGCAGACAUUGUUUUUAUCAUUAAAGAUAAAGAUCACCCAAAAUUUAAAAGGGAUGGAUCAAAUAUAAUUUACACUGCUAAAAUUACUUUACGAGAGGCAUUGUGUGGCUGCUCAAUUAACGUGCCAACAAUGGAUGGAAGAACCAUACCUAUGUCAAUAAAUGAUAUUGUGAAACCUGGAAUGAGGAGAAGAAUUAUUGGAUAUGGGCUGCCAUUUCCAAAAAAUCCUGACCAGCGUGGUGACCUUCUAAUAGAAUUUGAGGUGUCCUUCCCAGAUACUAUAUCCUCAUCAUCCAAAGAAGUACUUAGGAAACAUCUUCCUGCCUCAUAGAAUGAAAAACUUUGUUACCCAUAUUUUGAUAAGGCACUGAAAAUAUAAAAGGACUGGCAGUUUACUGAUGUAGAUGUGAAUUCUGUAUAAAGAUGUGUAAAUUAUUUUGAGGAUUCAUUAAAUUGCAUGAAUAGAGACGGGUCAAAUAAAUAGGCAAAAGGGAUUUUUACAGUUAGAGAUGAAAAGAAAACCUAUUCACUGUAUUUUAUUUCAUUUCUCCCAAAUCAGAAAUUUUUAGUAUUUUGCUUCAUGUAGAAUUUGUUUUUGUGGAGUUAGUGGAUAUAUUUCUAAUAAAGUACUAGCCUAUCCUAAAGUACUUUAUUUCUUUUAUCUUUACAUUAUCAGUAUGAUAGGUUCUCAUUUAUAAUGGAAAUUUAAAUUCUUAACUAAAAUACACAUGUGAUAUGUAUUUCUAGAAAAUUAAAGCCCAAGUCAUUUGGAAAUGUGGUUGACUAGAUUUAAAUCUCCAUCUGAAAUGCUGCUAUAGGACUGGUACCCGUAAAAGAAUAUACUAAUGCAUAUGUUUCACCAUUUUGAUUUUUAAAGUAUGCUGUAGCAUUUCUUAAUACCAUAGUUGUAAUGUUCUUAAGGCAGACAUUUUCAUCAUAAAAAGGAAAUUAAUGGCAAUUUAUCUCCUGUGGAAAUCCCAAUUGCCUGAAUUACUGAUAUUUUAGAAAUAGGCUGUUUUUAAAAUGCCAUAUGUAAUUUUAUGCAAGUUGACUAUAUAUCUUGGACUUAAUAAAUUAUAGGCACAUUUUAUUGUCCACUAGUUUAAAAUAAUUUGUUUAAUAAUAAAUGUGUUUUUAGAGGAAAUAUUGUUACUUGGAAUUAAUUUUCCAAUUAUACAGUCUUCUAUAACUUACUGAUAAUAUGCUAUAUGUACCUUAUGCAAUUUCCCUAAAAAGAAUAAAGUACCACUAUGGUGUUAAACCAAAAUAUGGGGAAAAUAAACACUAACUGCUGCUUAUGAA
Molecule: messenger RNA, 2285 nt
Organism: Neofelis nebulosa (Clouded leopard)
Lineage: Eukaryota; Metazoa; Chordata; Mammalia; Carnivora; Felidae
Gene: DNAJB4
Product: DnaJ heat shock protein family (Hsp40) member B4
Exons: 4
Coding region: 301-1314 (337 amino acids)
Cellular component (GO): cytosol
Molecular function (GO): protein-folding chaperone binding
Source: RefSeq, a predicted model, not a curated record